AUGUCGUCGCCCAACAGCUUCGGCCAGCUUGGCCUGAGCAUCCUGGGCCUGGGCACGCAGUAUCCUCCUUACGGCCUCAAACCAGAAGCCAUAGAUACUCUCGUUCAGCGCUACCAUGAUGCUGAGAGCCCUUCUAUGAAAAAGGUUCUCUCUAUCAAUAAAUACACUGGCAUUGGGACUCGUUCAUCAAUUGGAGAUCCUGACCACCCUGUGGUGAACAACCCAGACCCUCCUUCAAUCGAGGAGCUUCAUGAGGUUUUUAUGAGCGAGGGUGUACCUCUGGCCGUGAGCGCUGCGCGAAAGGCCAUCGACGAGGCCAAGAUUGAUCUCGAGGAAAUUACCCACGUCGUCUCCACGAGCUGCACCGAUAGUGCCAACCCAGGAUAUGACCACUUUGUCUGCCAAGGUCUAGGCAUCACCCACCAGGUCGAGAAGGUCCUCCUCCAUGGCAUUGGCUGCAGCGGCGGGUUGGCAGCCUUACGGACCGCCGCCAACCUGGCCCUGGGCCACAGCUACCGGGGCAAACCCGCCCGUAUCCUGGUGGUUGCCCUCGAGGUGAGCACGACAUUUGUGCGAAGCGAGCUGGACUCGAUCGACAAGUGCGACGAGACGAGGAUAGGCGUGUGCCUCUUCUCAGACUGCGCCAGCGCCGUGGUCCUCAGCAACGGCCUGACGACGACAACGACCACGACAAGCGGUGGUGUCGUUCCCUCUUCCACGCUCCGCCCAGCAACCUAUGACCUCCUCGGCUGGGACCACCGCAUCGUCCCCGACACCGCUCACGACCUGGGCUUUGAUGUCCACCGCCACGGCUGGAAGGUCGUCCUGACCCCGCGCGUCCCCAAAAUCGCCCAGUCUGCCCUGAAGCCAACCUUCUCCGAUCUCAUGUCCUCUCUGCGGCCGCAGCUUUCCCCAAACUACCAGGAUGCCCCUCCCGCCGAUUUCGACUGGGCCAUGCACCCAGGCGGCGCUACCAUCCUGACGGGUGCCGAAGAGACUAUGGGUCUGCGGCCCGAGCACAUGCGGGCCAGUUACGACGUGUACAUGAACCACGGCAACUCGAGCAGCGCGACGGUGUUUAGCGUGUUGGAUCGUCUGCGGAGUAAGGAUAUGGACGCCUGCACGCCGGAUGGCCGAGGGCCACGAGAUUAUAUCGUGGGCUGUGCGUUUGGGCCCGGCGUGUCAGUGGAGAUGUGUAUGUUGAAGAGGAACCAACAUGGUGGCGGUGGCAGAGGGCCGGUGGGGAGAGAGGGGGAGGGCGGCAUUCCUACGCCGCCUGAGACGGAGAGCGAACAGAGC
This is a messenger RNA of Cryphonectria parasitica EP155, 1299 nucleotides long. RefSeq names its product thiolase-like protein. Lineage: Eukaryota; Fungi; Ascomycota; Sordariomycetes; Diaporthales; Cryphonectriaceae. The transcript has 3 exons. The record is from RefSeq and is a predicted model, not a curated record. Gene Ontology annotation, molecular function: acyltransferase activity, transferring groups other than amino-acyl groups. The annotation marks the transcript as partial. Gene Ontology annotation, biological process: polyketide biosynthetic process.